Messenger RNA from Passer montanus (Eurasian tree sparrow), 5602 nucleotides. RefSeq names its product glutamate ionotropic receptor kainate type subunit 2 (gene GRIK2). Lineage: Eukaryota; Metazoa; Chordata; Aves; Passeriformes; Passeridae. Bases 567 to 3179 code for a protein of 870 amino acids. The transcript is spliced from 16 exons. Gene Ontology annotation, biological process: modulation of chemical synaptic transmission; monoatomic ion transport; synaptic transmission, glutamatergic. The record is from RefSeq and is a predicted model, not a curated record. Gene Ontology annotation, cellular component: plasma membrane; postsynaptic membrane; kainate selective glutamate receptor complex. Gene Ontology annotation, molecular function: transmitter-gated monoatomic ion channel activity involved in regulation of postsynaptic membrane potential; kainate selective glutamate receptor activity.
GGCUUUUUUUUUUGCCUCCGACAAAGCUGGGCGAUCAGAUCGGUUGCAUAAUAGAAAUUGGGAAGGCUGUCUGGCAGGCAGCCUUAAGCAGAGAAGAGCUAUCUCAAUUUCUCUCACUUAAUCUUGGCUUCGCGUCAGAAGCUGUGCAGCAGUGCAGUAGAAUGGGAGCUCGGCAAAAGCUCCGCCAGUGAAACGCGGGCGCUCGCUAUGUGGCGGUACCUCAGCGAUCUCUCCAGCUGGAUUACCUAUUGAUUUUCCUCCUUUCUCGCCUCCCAGGUUUACUCGGCUGGACACCGUGUGUGUUUGGAUUUCUCAAGGAUUCUCCCCCGACUAACAUGGAUGUCCCACCAUUCCUUGCAGUUGAAGGUUGCUCCUUGGCGCAGUGAAUGAAGAACAUGCAGGGAUUGCUAAUGGGUUUGGGAAGCGUAGACUCUCUGCUCUCUCUGUGACCAUGCCGUGAUCGUGUCUGAGGGCCAUCAGUUUACGUAUCCUCAUUCUCACCCUACCGGGAAACCUGACGGCUUAGAAGGGGGAAGUAAGGCAGCGCGUGUGUGCAUAGAAACAUCAUGAAGAUUAUUUCCCAUAUUGUAACUAAUUCAGUCUUCAGAUGCACCAUUAGACUCCUUCUUUGCUUACUGUGGAUUGGAUAUUCUCAAGGAACCACACAUGUAUUAAGAUUUGGAGGCAUUUUUGAGUGUGUGGAAUCUGGUCCAAUGGGAGCAGAAGAAUUAGCCUUCAGAUUUGCUGUGAACACAAUCAACAGAAACAGAACUCUUCUGCCAAACACCACAUUAACAUAUGACACACAAAAGAUAAAUCUCUAUGACAGUUUUGAAGCAUCCAAAAAAGCCUGCGAUCAGCUGUCCCUUGGGGUGGCAGCCAUCUUCGGACCAUCGCACAGCUCCUCAGCUAACGCCGUGCAAUCCAUCUGCAACGCCUUGGGAGUUCCACACAUCCAGACCCGCUGGAAGCAUCAGGUGUCAGACAACAAGGACUCCUUCUAUGUCAGCCUCUACCCGGAUUUCUCGUCACUCAGCCGUGCCAUCCUUGACCUUGUGCAGUUCUUCAAGUGGAAAACAGUUACUGUUGUUUACGAUGACAGCACUGGUCUCAUUCGAUUACAAGAGCUCAUCAAGGCUCCAUCACGAUACAAUCUAAGACUAAAAAUCCGUCAGUUACCGGCUGACACAAAAGAUGCAAAGCCAUUGCUAAAGGAGAUGAAAAGAGGCAAAGAAUUCCAUGUAAUCUUUGACUGUAGCCAUGAAAUGGCAGCAGGCAUCUUGAAACAGGCUUUAGCUAUGGGGAUGAUGACAGAAUACUAUCACUAUAUCUUUACCACACUGGACCUGUUUGCCUUGGAUGUGGAACCCUAUCGGUACAGCGGUGUAAAUAUGACUGGAUUCAGAAUUCUAAACACAGAAAAUACCCAGGUGUCAUCUAUCAUUGAGAAGUGGUCUAUGGAGCGCUUGCAAGCACCACCGAAGCCUGAUUCAGGUUUGCUGGAUGGAUUUAUGACGACGGACGCAGCGCUGAUGUACGAUGCGGUGCACGUGGUGUCAGUGGCGGUCCAGCAGUUCCCACAGAUGACCGUCAGCUCCUUGCAGUGCAACCGCCACAAGCCGUGGCGCUUUGGGACACGCUUCAUGAGCCUCAUCAAGGAGGCCCACUGGGAAGGCCUCACAGGCAGGAUAACAUUCAACAAAACAAAUGGCUUAAGGACAGAUUUUGAUUUGGAUGUCAUCAGCCUCAAGGAAGAAGGUCUUGAAAAGGUUGGAACUUGGGAUCCAUUGAGCGGCCUUAACAUGACAGAGAAUCAAAAAGGAAAACCAGCAAACAUCACAGAUUCCCUGUCCAAUCGCUCUUUAAUUGUCACUACCAUUUUGGAAGAGCCAUAUGUUAUGUUCAAGAAGUCUGACAAACCCUUGUAUGGAAAUGAUCGUUUUGAAGGUUAUUGCAUUGACCUCCUCAGGGAGCUGUCUACUAUCCUUGGAUUUUCCUAUGAGAUUAGACUGGUGGAAGAUGGAAAAUAUGGAGCCCAAGAAGAUGCCAGUGGACAGUGGAAUGGAAUGGUUCGUGAAUUAAUUGAUCACAAAGCUGACCUUGCAGUUGCACCAUUGGCAAUUACCUAUGUUCGUGAGAAGGUCAUCGACUUUUCCAAGCCCUUUAUGACUCUUGGAAUAAGUAUUUUGUACCGCAAGCCCAAUGGUACAAACCCGGGCGUCUUCUCCUUCCUGAAUCCUCUCUCCCCUGAUAUCUGGAUGUAUAUUCUGCUGGCUUACUUGGGUGUCAGUUGUGUGCUCUUUGUCAUAGCCAGGUUUAGCCCCUAUGAGUGGUAUAAUCCACAUCCUUGCAACCCUGAUUCAGACGUGGUGGAAAACAAUUUUACCUUACUAAAUAGUUUCUGGUUUGGAGUUGGAGCUCUCAUGCAGCAAGUGGAACGUAUGGAAUCCCCUAUUGAUUCUGCUGACGACUUGGCCAAGCAGACAAAGAUAGAGUAUGGGGCAGUUGAAGAUGGAGCAACCAUGACUUUUUUCAAGAAAUCCAAAAUCUCCACUUAUGACAAGAUGUGGGCCUUCAUGAGCAGCAGGAGGCAGUCAGUACUUGUCAAAAGUAAUGAAGAAGGUAUCCAACGCGUGCUUACCUCUGAUUAUGCAUUUCUAAUGGAGUCGACAACCAUUGAGUUUGUCACACAGAGGAACUGUAACCUAACACAGAUUGGAGGCCUGAUAGACUCCAAAGGUUACGGCGUUGGAACUCCCAUGGGUUCUCCAUAUAGAGAUAAGAUCACUAUAGCAAUUCUUCAGCUGCAGGAAGAAGGCAAGCUCCACAUGAUGAAAGAGAAAUGGUGGAGAGGCAAUGGUUGCCCAGAAGAGGAAAGCAAAGAGGCCAGUGCUUUGGGAGUUCAGAAUAUUGGAGGAAUCUUCAUCGUGCUGGCAGCAGGAUUGGUGCUUUCUGUCUUUGUGGCAGUUGGGGAGUUUUUGUAUAAAUCAAAAAAAAAUGCCCAGUUGGAAAAGAGGUCCUUCUGUAGUGCCAUGGUAGAAGAGCUAAGGAUGUCUCUGAAGUGUCAGCGUCGAUUAAAACACAAGCCACAGGCCCCUGUUAUUGUGAAAACAGAAGAAGUUAUCAACAUGCACACAUUUAACGACAGAAGGUUGCCAGGCAAAGAAACCAUGGCAUAGAGCUGGGAAGCCAAAUAACCCAAGCACAAACUGUCGUCUUUUUUCCAAACAACCUUGCGAGAAUGUUUCCUGUGGAAAUAUGCAACAAGUGCAAAAUAAAAUGAGUUACCUCAUGCCGCUGUGUCUAUGAACUAGAGACUCUGUGAUCUCAGCAGUUGCAAUGGCCAGACUCGAAUCACAAGCAUCAUGGAUCAACCAAGUUAUGCAGGGUUACACUGUUUGUCAUGGGUUUUCACCAUUCUGAAUGAAUGAAUGUUCCAUGUGAGUUUUGUGGCUGGUUUCAAAUGCAGUCUCAGUGAGAAGUUACAGGUUCCUUUUGAAGUUCAACAGUUGCCAGAAAAGGGAGAAUAAAUGCCCAAGAUGAUACAAACCACAGACGGAGUCUAGUAAAAGUAAAGUCUCAGAACUGUAGUGGAACAAGAAACCAUAUGUUCUUCUGAACUUCCCAGCACAGAAAAGUUGGUAACUGCUGGUAGACUGAAACUACCAACUGGACAAGGAGAUGGAUCUUCCUGGAUGGAAGAAAUGUUAAAAGUGAAGAAACAUGAAUCCCAUGAAUAGAAGAAUAAAUAUGAGGAUGCUCACCUGCUUUUUUUUUUUAAUUGUUUGUGACACUGAACUAAGUAAAUAAAUAAUAAUUACAAAAAAAAAAUAAUUAGCUGGGUUGGAACUUUGAUCUAAAAAACCAACAAAAAUAUUUCCAGAAUUUUGACCCAAUUUUUAGAGGAAUGAAACCUUCCUUAGUACAAAGGAAUGUAUCUUACAAACUUUAGAUAUAAGCAAUUGAUUUUCUUUUCUAUAAUUGUGAAAAGAGGGAGGGGGUGGGAAGCAGUGCAUUUCACACAUAGAGGGCUUGCAUUUUAGCCUGAAUGGGUUUUGAAACACUUGUUCCUGCUACUAAUUGAAUUCAAUGGAGCCUGUGCGAUUCUCGCUAAUGUUGGAAGAGGGAUGGGUCACCUAAAAGAAGUGAAUGUCAAGAACUCAAAGGAGGACUGCAUUUUUCAAUACAGUCACAGUACUAAAUGAACAAUAUUCUUGAGCAGUUUUUUUUUUUCCAAAAAAAAAAAAAUGUUCAGGUUUAUUUGUGGAAAUGCAAGAUUUCUAUGAAAAUAGUUUUUGUAUGGAAAUUUUUGUAAUACUUUUUAUCAACAAAAUAAGAACAUGUGUUUCCGUCAGGGGUGUGAUGCCAAGCAUGAGUGGUAGUGUGUGUGCACCACCAACGUUUGGUGAAAACUAUUUUUAUCAUGAAAAAGGAAUCUUAGAAGAGACAUAUUUUCAAGUUAUAUAAUAUAAAAAAAUAGGUGCACUACCACCUCUGCUUACCAUGCUACACCCCUGGUUUCCACUAAGCUGAUAACAUGUUGUCAUAAACAAUUGUGUGUAAAUGGUAAAAGACACAGACCUCUUGACCACAUUGUGAUAGAAGUUAAUAUGCACUCAGUUUGCUGUUUGAAUCCAAUGCACAAAAUUAAAAAAAAAAAAAGAAAAAAAAGAAAGCAUUAAAUUUAUGUCAGUUUUAGUUGGUUUGGUUUUGCUGCGUGAUUUGAGCAACAUAUGUGCAGUACUUUGUGUCAGUACUGGUACUUAGCUUCAGCUUAGUGCCCUAUCCUGAUGAUUCUUGCCACUAAAUUUGUGAUGAGAGAAUUUGCUGGGAUUUCUGACAGAAGCCAUUACAUCACAUUUUGAUAAUUGCAGGAUUUGGCUCUUAGCUGCUUCAAAGCUAACUUAUAUGUCCUGACUAUGGUGAGUUCCUGGACAUAACAUUUUUAAAUACUGCCCUAAAGAUGCUGAAUCUUGCACCUCUGUCUACUGUAAAUUUAUUUGUAUCUCAACAAGAAAUGUAUAGUAUGGACUAUGUAGAAAUGUUAUGCCAACCAAAAAAGAUUAUUUAGAUGGUCUUUACAUGGAAAAAAAUUUUACUUUAACUCCCCAAAACAUUAAAAUACCCCCCCCCAAUCAUUGAAGUAGUCAUAGAUAAUAAGUCAUCGGUGAGUAAAGAUGAUGGCACAGAAAUAUAUAAUCCAAACUGUAGAAAUUAUAUAAUGAAAUUUGGGGGUAAAUGGGAGGUUUGUGUCUACUACCCAGUUAUCAUAAAUCUUCAUAGAGAUUGAGCUGGCCAUUUCCAUUGUGAGCAGGGACUGAGAAAGCAAAUUCUCUUAUAUUUGUGAGUUUCAUCCCCAUUCAUGUGAUAACAAAGAACAGGUUAUCUUUGUCUGAAGUAUAAAGAAAAUAAAAACACUUUAAGCAAUUUUUCUGGAAAUGAGUAAACAUACAUAAUUUAUAUUUAAGUUAAAUCUUUGCAACACAGAGGGGAAAAGAGUAACUGUCAUAACACAAUGAAAACUCCUAAUUAUGAUGGCUUGAAAUGGAAAAAAUUGGCUAUUGCAUUUGAUUGAUGAUUUACAAUAAAAUUUGUAAAAUCA